Jaculus jaculus (lesser Egyptian jerboa) is the source of this 2360-nucleotide messenger RNA. RefSeq names its product solute carrier family 44 member 3 (gene Slc44a3). Gene Ontology annotation, biological process: transmembrane transport. Gene Ontology annotation, cellular component: membrane. Bases 231 to 2045 code for a protein of 604 amino acids. The record is from RefSeq and is a predicted model, not a curated record. Gene Ontology annotation, molecular function: transmembrane transporter activity. Lineage: Eukaryota; Metazoa; Chordata; Mammalia; Rodentia; Dipodidae. The transcript has 15 exons.
UAGAGUCGACCCCUGCCGGCACCUGCCUCCGCCUCCCCGGCCCGCCCCGUGGAUCAGCCAGGUGCCACCGCACUCUGGGGACAGCUGGCCGGGAAGACCCAGAACCUGCUCAGGUUUCGGCAGAGAGAACGUCCAGGCCGAGAGAGUGGCGACCGCAGAUUUACAGGAAAUGCACAGAUCGCGAGUGGCUGAUCCUCUUCUUUCUCUUCUGGACUGGUUUGGUGUUCAUCAUGGGCUACUCGGUGGUGGCUGGGGCCACAGGAAGACUCCUCUUCGGCCAUGACAGCUUUGGCAACGUGUGUGGCAGGAGGAACUCCCCAGUGGAAGGGGCCCCACUCUCAGGCCAGGACAUGACACUAAAAAAACACGUGUUCUUUAUGAAUGCCUGCAACCUGGAAGUCAAAGACAGACGGCUUGGUUCCACUGUCCUCUGCGUGUCCAGCUGUCCUGAGGAGCAGCUCAAUACCCUGGAAGAGGUCCAGCUGUUUGCCAACACCAGUGGGUCUUUCCUGUGUGUCUAUAAUUUGAAUUCCUCUAACUACACCCGGAGUCCAAAUGCACACGCCUUGUGUCCCAGGCUGCCAGUUCCGCCGAGCAAGUCUUUUCCUUUGUUUAACCGGUGCAUUCCUCAGACACCUGAGUGCUAUUCCCUUUUUGCAUCUGUCUUGAUCAAUGAUGCUGACACCCUCCAUCGCAUUCUGAGUGGAAUAAUGUCUGGAAGAGACACCAUCCUUGGCUUGUGUAUCCUCGCAUUAGCGUUUUCUGUGGCCAUGAUGUUCACGUUCCGAUUCAUCUCCACUCUUCUGGUUCAUAUUGUCAUUUCAUUGGUUGUUCUGGGAUUGCUGUUUGUCUGCGGCGUCUUGUGGUGGCUGUACUAUGACUAUGCCCACGACCUCGGCAUAGAGUUGGACACGGAAAGGGAAAACAUGAAGUGUGUGCUGGCCUUUGCUGUUGUCUCCACAGUCGUCACGGUAAUCCUGCUCGUCUUGAUUUGUGUCCUCAGAAAGAGAAUAAAAUUGACAGCUGAGCUUUUCCAAAUCACAAAGAAAGUCAUCGGCAGCUGUCCUUCCCUGCUGUUCCAGCCACUGUGGACAUUUGCCAUCCUCGUGUUCUUCUGGGUCCUCUGGGUGGCUGUGCUGCUGAGCCUGGGAACUGCUGGCGCUGCCCAGGUUAUGGAAGGUGGCCAAGUAGAAUAUAAGCCCCUUUCGGGCAUUCGUUAUAUGUGGUGGUACCAUUUAAUUGGCCUUGUCUGGACUAGUGAAUUCAUCCUCGCCUGUCAACAGAUGACUAUCACGGGAGCAGUGGCUACUUGUUAUUUCAACAGGAAUAGAAAUGACCCACCUGCCCGGCCCAUCCUCUCAUCGAUCUCCACGCUUUUCUGCUACCAUCAAGGAACAGUGGCGAAAGGGUCCUUUGUCAUCCCUGUGGCGAGGCUCCCAAGAGUCGCUCUCAUGUACAUCCACAGCACUCUGUCAGGGAAGCAGCGGAGCCCGUGGUCAAAGGGUGCAUUCAGAUGCUGCUACUGUGGCUUCUGGUGUCUUGCCAGGUACCUACAUCAUCUCAACCAGGAUGCAUACACGGCCACUGCCAUUAACGGAACCAACUUUUCAACAUCAGCAAAAGACGCACUCACAAUCGUAUCCAAGAGUCCAAGUCAUUUCACAUCUGUUCACUGCUUCGGAAACUUCAUGAUUUUUCUAGGAAAGGUGCUGGUGGUGUGUUUCUCGGUGUUUGGAGGACUGAUGGCAUUUAACUACAACCGCGCGCUCCAAGUGUGGGCCAUCCCUCUACUGCUCGUUGCCUUUUUUGCCUACCUAGUGGCUCAUAGCUUCUUGUCUGUGUUUGAAACUGUGCUGGAUACACUCUUCCUGUGUUUUGCUAUUGAUCUGGAAACAAACGAUGGCUCGCCAGAGAAGCCGUACUUUAUGGACCAAGACUUUUUGAGUUUUGUAAACAGGAUCAACAAACUUGGUACAAGGUCCCAAGGAGACAAGGAAUCAUUAAGGCAUCAAGAGGGAACAGAACUCCGGCCCAUUGUGAGAUAGGAGCCCACGAGACAUCCGUACAUGGAAAACCUACCUUUAUUUGACUAUGUUACAUUACGGGAAUCAUAAAAGUCUACAGCAUUUUUGUAUGAACUAGGACAAGAGAAAAAAAAGUUUAAAGCUUUGUUAAUAUGCAUCUGUUAAAAAACUACAGUACAGCUGAGUGUGGUUGCACACACCUGUAAUCCCAGCAACUGGAAGGCUAAAUCCAGAAGAUUUUGUUAAGAUCAGCCUAGUGGCCAGAGAGAUGGUUUAGUGGCUAAGCCAUUUGCCAACAAAGCCUAAGGACCGAAGUUUGAUUCUCCAGUACCCACG